Molecule: messenger RNA, 2491 nt
Organism: Nezara viridula (southern green stink bug)
Lineage: Eukaryota; Metazoa; Arthropoda; Insecta; Hemiptera; Pentatomidae
Source: the annotation of a GenBank genome assembly
AGUAAAGCCUGGCUGAGUGCGGUGUUCGUUUCGUUAUUAGAAGGAGUAUUGUUUAGUGAUUAAACAACGAUAUUUGUCAUAGGAAUAUCAAGGGCUAAAUAAUGAAGAUGAGUAUCAAACACGAGAUUGAAGAUGAGGAAAUGUUUCUGGAUAUGGAGAUGGAAAAAUUUUCAGAUCUCAGUUAUAUUGAAGGUUUCUUUUGGCCAAGUAAAAGUAAACCAGUUAAUGAAAAUAAACCAACCUCUUUGCCUUCUAUUAAAACAAUACUUCCGGCACAUUCACAGGGAAAUAAAGAUGAAUCAGUUGGGCAUCUUUCAUGUCGUGAUUAUUUGGAGAAUUUGGAUUAUGAAGACAGCAAUUCAGAAACCUUUGAGAAUCAGAUUGUCUUAACACAAAAUGAGGCAAUUCAAAUGGAGCAACUGGAAUUCUAUGAAGAAGAAUUGGAAAUUGAAGAUAAUCCAGAAUAUGUUUCAAACAAAGGUGAAGAAUUACUAGAAUGCCGGUGGGAAGAUUGCUGGAGUCUUUUUCAUAGUCAGAAAGCUCUUGUUGCUCACAUUGAAGGAACUCAUGUUGAACCACAGCGUGGAGGUGAUGAUUUUCCCUGCUUAUGGGCAUCUUGCCCAAGAGCUUCCAGACCAUUUAACGCACGGUACAAGCUACUUAUUCACAUGAGAGUGCAUUCUGGAGAGAAACCGAACAAAUGUCAGUUUGCUGGCUGUAUGAAAGCAUUUUCUCGUCUAGAAAAUCUAAAAAUUCAUCAAAGAUCACACACUGGAGAGAGGCCUUAUUUAUGCCAAUUUCCAUCAUGCCACAAAGCUUUCAGUAACAGUUCAGACCGUGCUAAACACCAGAGGACACAUUAUGAUACAAAACCAUAUGCUUGCCAGAUAGAUGGGUGCCGCAAACGUUAUACUGAUCCUAGUUCAUUAAGAAAACAUAUAAAAAAUCACAGUGGGGUGUUAAUGUCGCUCAAGCCGAAAAAAUUGAUUGCAAGUGAGCCAAUAGUUUCAGCAGCAGAACUCCAGUCAAGAUGCUCUAGAGGAAAUUCUGAAUCGAGCGAUACUCUUAACAAUGAAUCUUCAAUUUUAUUUCUUGAGGGUGAAGAACAAAGAUUUUUUGAUGGAGAUGACUCGCUUACAGAUCAGCUUGAUUCUGAUGUAGAAAGGGAAUUCUUAGAUGUAAAUGAUCUUGAUUCUUCAUCAUUUUUAACGAUCAAAGAAGAGGAUAUAAUUCGCACAUUUUCAUAGUGAAAAAAUGAAAAUAUGAAUAAAUAUUUCCUAUUAUUAAAACAAAAGGGAAAGGCAAAUAAUCUAACAAUUUUAUGAGAUUAAAAUUUUUCUUUUAUAAAACUUAAGGAAAUAAAACUAAUUUAAGUAUAAAAUAUGUAAAUAUUCGUUUUUAUUAAAUUAUUUUAAUAAAGCAAAUAAGAUUACGAUUACUUAGCAGGAAUUGUAAUGCCAUAUUUAAAAUUUAAUAGAACAGAAUUAUUUGAAGAAAUAAUCAAACAACACAAAAUGUUAUGUUACAUAGAUGGGCAUGAUCAUGAUCAAUUAUUACAGUUACAGCAAUUUUUAUUACGUGAUGAAAAGUACAGAAUUUUUGUUUAUGUGAUUACGAUCAUAAUCAGGUUUCUGAUUACGAUUGUAAUCAGGUGAUUGUCACAUUUCCACUAUAUUGAUAGCGCUAUUGUACCAAGUAUAAAAUUGGAACGGUUAUUAAGUUUUAUUUUCAGUUGUUAUCAUUGAUUCCGAUUAAGCCCAUCUAUAAUAUUCAAAUUAUAAAGAAAAUAAUAUAAGAACAGGAAUAGUUAACUAAAAGAUAUAAAAUGUGUAAUACAUAAUAAAACUUGAAGUUUGUAUAUAGAUGUGUUGAAAACAUCAAUGUUUAAAUUAAUACAUAAAAUUAUAUGUAUAUAUUCAUCCAUAUAUGUAUAAUGUAUAGGUUCAGUUUAUACAAACAAAUAUUUCUAUUAAUGUUGCAUAAAUAUUAAAAAUUACUGUGGAGUGUGAUAGAUUGAUCUUUUGUAUAUUCUUUUGGUAAAAUUAAUUUUAUAAAAAAACUGUGAUAAUUAAAUAAUGAUCUCAAGGAAUGAUUGAAAGACAUAUUGUAAAUAAAUUAGAACUAAGAUAAAUAGAUAUAUUUAUGUACAAUCACAGAUGUAGUUUUAAAGUAGUAAUAAAUAAAAAGUCUAUACAGCAUUUUCUAUUAUACUAUGAUACAUAGAACAUAAUUCUUCAUGACAAGCUUCAAUGAUUUCAUCAUUAUCUCUUCUCUUUUGUCUAUAUUCAAGCCUUUUUUCCUGAAUAUCAUUAACUGCAUCACGAAGAGUAUUAACAUCCCCUGGAAGAGCACAAAUCUUGCCGUCAUUACUAUUUGUUACAAUAGAUUCUGCCUUAGGAAUAUAUUGGCAUAAUCUCUCUAUUUCACCCUCAAUCCCUUCAACUGCUUCUUUUAAGGCAGAAAUACCUUUUUGCAUUGAGGAGUUCAUCCU